This is a messenger RNA of Vigna unguiculata (cowpea), 795 nucleotides long. Lineage: Eukaryota; Viridiplantae; Streptophyta; Magnoliopsida; Fabales; Fabaceae. The record is from RefSeq and is a predicted model, not a curated record.
AUGGUCCCAUACAAUGAACCAAUUUAUGGCUUUUCUGAGGAAAAAGUUUCCACCCAUGGCUACAUUGACCUCCAUACCGUCUUUCGUGACGGAGCCCAAACCAAGACCAUUCCUAUUCGCUUCCUCAUCGUCGACGCACCUACAUCUUAUAAUGUCCUCCUCGGCCGCCCCUCGCUCAACACCCUUGGCGCUGUCGUCUCCACCCCUCAUCUGGCCAUGAAAGACCAUCCCCUAGAGCUCCCAAAUGGCCACUUCAUCAAACUUGGCCCCGGUCUAGAAUCUGAAGAGCGUGACAUCAUCACACCCAUCCUAGUCGGCAACACGGACCUCUUUGCUUGGUCAGCUGCCGACUUGCCUGGAGUUGACCCUCAAGUAGCAUCUCUCAAGUUAUCUAUCUACAAACUCGGCGAGGAGCGAUGCCUAGCAGCCAAGGCUGAGGCUGAUAAAUUACUGAGCACAGGGUUCAUCGAAGAAGCUCACUAUACCACUUGGCUCUCUAACGUGGUCCUGGUUAAGAAAGCCAACGACAAAUGGCAGAUGUGUGUUGAUUACACGAAUCUUAAUAAAGCUUGUCCCAGAGAUGCCUAUCCCUUACCCAAUAUUGACCGACUUGUUGACGGCAUGGCCGGUAACAAGGUCCUCAGCUUUCUUGAUGCAUACUCCGGUUACAAUCACAUCCCCAUGGCCACAUCCGACAUGAACAAAACUGCUUUCAUCAUAGAUGACAGUAUCAACAGUCUUCUCCGCAUUACGACAAUACAACCUUCACCUCAACCCCGACAAGUGCAUAUUUAG